AUGUCGGCGACGGACCAUCCGAUAUGCACGGAACGGACGCCGCUUCCCCGUGAGGAGCACAACAAAAUCCACAUCUGUACCGUUUAUGGUGUAAAUGAAGAACCGUCCGUGCAGUGCACCCGCAUCCGCCAUCUGGUUUUCCAGCAGUAUAUCUUCUUCAUCCAUCAAACGUCUCACCUUGCGCGACUCUAUGAACCCACCGGCACCCUUCGUUCGUCUUGGCUCCGUUCAGUGUCUACGCCGCAUUCCUUUUUCGCUCCACCGAAUAUCAGUCGGGUGGAGCGGAGUGUUAGGCUCCCCGAACGUACUGAGGGGUUAUGCACGAUUAUCUUCAAACACAAAAAAACGUAUGCGCGCAGAAUUGAGAGAGAUGAUCCGGCUGCUGGUGAUGGAGCAAGUAUCGUAGGAAGUAAUGGGACACGACGACGACAACCUCACCUGAUGAUGACGAUACGAUUUAUUUGUCAAUCCCAGACGGUCUUCAAGUUUCGAGCCAGGCUCGCUUCUCGAUUCUUUGAAAGAACACGAGAGCUAGAACUGAUAGAUCGUCGGGUUCAGCUAUUUCGCGACACGGAGGUAUUCACAGUACAUGACGCACACUGGCUCCAACCCGCGCCGAAGAAAGAUCCAUAG
Messenger RNA from Guyanagaster necrorhizus, 633 nucleotides. RefSeq lists its product as uncharacterized. The transcript has 4 exons. The record is from RefSeq and is a predicted model, not a curated record. The coding region runs from base 1 to 633 and encodes 210 amino acids. Lineage: Eukaryota; Fungi; Basidiomycota; Agaricomycetes; Agaricales; Physalacriaceae.